Blastocystis hominis is the source of this 678-nucleotide messenger RNA. RefSeq lists its product as hypothetical. Gene Ontology annotation, molecular function: protein binding; mRNA binding. Gene Ontology annotation, cellular component: nucleus. The record is from RefSeq and is a predicted model, not a curated record. Lineage: Eukaryota; Bigyra; Opalinata; Blastocystidae.
AUGGUAAAAGGACCCGAUGGAGAGUUAGUCGAGAAAGAAGAGCCAAACUAUAAAGUAACCGGUGCUUUGGGGAAAGACCGCAAUACAGGAGUUAUGUACAAUGGUGUUUUGCUGAAAUGGUGCGAACCUACAGAUGCCGCGAAGCCCAAUUUGAAAUGGCGUGUAUACGAAUUCAAGGACAACCAAAUUAUUGGUAUUCGAAUGAACAGCGUGGCAUAUACAAAAUACCUCCAUCGCUGCUCCGCGUUUUUGAUUGGUCGAGAUGAGCGCGUCUGCGAUUGGCUGCUCUACCAUGAAUCGAUCAGCAAGCAGCAUGCCGUGCUACAGUUCCGCAAAGUGCCCAUGGUGAGCAAUGAAUCGAUCAACAGCAAGGAAAAGGGCGAAUUCCGCCGAAUGGUGAUCAGGCCGUAUAUUAUGGACUUGGAAUCGACGAAUGGAACGUAUCUGAAUGGCAAGAAGAUCGAGGCGUCGAGAUAUUACGAGCUGCGUGAAGGCGAUGAGUUGCGAUUUGGGUAUUCCACGCGGACGUACAUUCUGCUGAACGAGCACUCUGCGGAUUUGGAGAUGGAGGAAGAGCGACUGCGAAGAGAAAAGCAGGAAGAAAACGAGGGGCAGCAAGAGAAGCAAGAGCCGAGCGAGGCGAAAGACGACCGAUAUUUGAAUGAAUUCAUUGAGUGA